CUUAACAUAUUUAACACUCUCAACUGUAUAGACUUAGGACCAUUUUACUUUGGAUGUUUUUUUUAUUUUUUUGGCUUUCACUUCUUUUUAGAGUUGUUUUGGUUGGUUCUUCCUUUCUCUUUUGUCCUUCCUUUCUUUGAUCCCUACCACAAUUUAAGAUAUGAAGUGAGCUUCUUUUUUUGUUGCAAGUUUGUUUCUUCUUAAAUCUGGGCCUCUCAAAUCAAGUGGAGAAACAAGGCAAAAGAAUGGAUGUACUACCUGUCAAGAAUGCAUACUCUAUUAAUUUAUCUCUUUUAUAUACUCCGUACAAAGCAAAUAUGAAAACAUUUUGCCUAAUAAGGGCUGUUUUAUAAUUUUUGACAAUAUUUGAGUUACUAUUUGUAUUUGAGUAACAAGAAUUAGACGUUGUCUUUUACUAGAAGUAAGCUGGUCCAAAAGAAGAACAAAAAUAUGCUAUCAUGCAUAACUUUUAAAGUCUAUAACUCUAUGUCAUUACUUCAUAUAAAUUUUACCAUAAAACCAUAAUAAUUAAAAAGAUAUGCGCAACGUAUUCUGUAAGCUUCUCCGCCAGCGUAUUCCGUAAGCUUCUCCAAAAAAAGGAGAAGGAGCGACUAGGGUUUUGACCCUUCUUCCGCCAUGGACAACAGGGAUUCGAACAGAACAAGGUGGGAGACGACAACGCCGGCUAACCUUCUACCCUAGGCAGGCUGGAUUCUGGCGGCACGGAGGGGCUUUGCCCGCAAAUUGCAGCUACAGUGCAUCAAUUCGUGCAAUAGAUAUAUCAAAAUAGCUGCUCCAAUGCUCCUUCCAUUAGAACUCAGAAGAGCUCAACUUUGUGAAUUUCUGUGAUGGAAUAUUUUUUGUAAAUCUUUUCUUACGCGACUUAAAUGCAUAAUAAAUAUAUCAAAAUGCAUAAUCUUUUUCUAUGUUUCACUGGUAACAGCUUAGACCAGUGGUCUUUCUCAAGAGUAGUCUUCACUGUAUUAUUAACUUUUUCUCAAAUAGCACGUGUUUCUGAUUUAAUCUAUCACACAAACGAUAUUUAUAGCAAAAUUGAUUGAAAAUGCUAUUUGGAAGGAAGAGUUACAUUAGUUGCUGGUCUAAAAUUAGUUCCAGGAUAGUUUGGAUAUUCUUUUGUAGGGUGGCAGAGAGCUCAUUCAUGCCCAAAGGACCAUCUUUGGCCCAACACCCCCCUCCUCUAAUUUCUGCCGAGGCUAGCACCCACCAGCCCCCAUCAUCGUCGCCGAUGUUUUCUGCCAAGGCGAGCACCCACCACCCCCCAUCAUCGGUUGGAGAUGAACGAGGCGGCAGAGAUCUUGAUGUUUCUGGUUCUAAUCCAACUCCAGGUGCGUUGAGACUUUCGGGAUUGCAGAUGAACGAGGCGGCAGAGAUCUUAAGGAUUCUGGCAUGCAUGCCAGUGGAUGUCAUUGCAGCCAUGGCAGUGUUAGAACAACCUUUGCCCUUGGCGGAUGUGCGGAGGAAAAUGGAAGGGAAAUAGUGGGCGAAAGUAUGGAGGGUGUUUUAGGAGUUCUUUUUUGGUAUUUUAUGGAAGAAAAAGAAUAGGAUUAAGAAGGAGAAAUGGAGGGAUAUGAAAUGGAAGAAAUAUCACGGAUGGAUAAAACCAAGUUGGUGUUAGGAGAUAUUACACACUCUUAUCCUAACUUGGGGUUUGAAUCUAGAAUUCAAUUAAGAUAUUACACACUUAAUCAAAUAUAUAGAACCUA
Molecule: messenger RNA, 1724 nt
Organism: Cuscuta campestris
Lineage: Eukaryota; Viridiplantae; Streptophyta; Magnoliopsida; Solanales; Convolvulaceae
Source: the annotation of a GenBank genome assembly